Molecule: messenger RNA, 1803 nt
Organism: Lichtheimia ornata
Lineage: Eukaryota; Fungi; Mucoromycota; Mucoromycetes; Mucorales; Lichtheimiaceae
Exons: 12
Coding region: 1-1803 (600 amino acids)
Biological process (GO): transmembrane transport
Cellular component (GO): membrane
Molecular function (GO): transmembrane transporter activity
Source: RefSeq, a predicted model, not a curated record
AUGACUAUAGCAACAACUAGCAGCGACAACAGCUCAAUAAUAGAAAGGCAAACAUCCAAUGGAUCAUCAAGCAUUGAGACCAAUGGUACCGCCGUGGGUGCUUACCAGGAACGGAUCACCACAUCACCAUCACCACCACUAACACAGGCACCACCUGCCAACAAGCAUCCAAAGAAUACGCUCAUAGAAAAAACCAUGCAAUCAUUACCGACGCUGUCAUCAUCACCAUGGAUGGACAAGGUGCAGCGUGGAUUUGUAUACGCUGGGUUAUUCAUGGGCAUAUUUGCCAUCAUUGUCCAAUCCUCGAUUGUGGCCCCCGCCAUGUCAAAGAUCGCUACAGAGAUGCAUGAUAUUGGAAAUCAAACAUGGGUAGCCGUAGCCUAUUUCUUGGGAUUGAAUUGCGCACAAGCAAUAGCUGGAAAGUUUGUGGAUAUUUUCGGUCGUAAACCUAUCAUGCUGUUUGGCCAGUCAUUUUUCAGUAUUGGAUCUUUGAUUUGUGCAUUGACUCCUAACAUGGAUGGUUUGAUUGCUGGUCGAGCCAUUAGCGGCUUUGGUGGUGGUUCUGUCAUCUCGCUUGCCUUUGUCAUUGCAGCCGAUAUUACACCCUUGGAACAUCGACCACGUAUCAACUCUGCUCUUAGCAUGGUUUAUGGACUUGCAGCCAUGACAGGCCCGCUAAUGGGUGGUGCAUUUGUUGACCAAGUGACUUAUCGCUGGGAUUUCUGGUUAAACUUGAUUCUUGGAUGUACCUCGUUGGUUAUCAUGGCCGUUUUCUUCAAAGAGUCGAAUGCCACGCUGACAAGAGAUGAGCCAUUGUGGGCCAAGAUCAAACGUAUCGAUGGGCUUGGUGUUAUUCUUAGUGCUGGCACAAUCACGUGUAUUCUAUGUGCGCUCAACUGGGGUCCCAUGCAUGGUUGGGGAGAUGGUCAUACCAUUGGUGCUUUUGUUGCUACCGGCGUAUCACUUUUAGCGUUAAUCAUCGUUGAAAUGAAGGUGGCUAAGGAACCAAUCUUCCCACCCCAGCUAUUAAAGAAUCCCAAGGUGUCUAUGCUCUACCUCUACAUGUGGUGUCUAGGGUUCGGCUUUGUUGGGAUCAUGUUUUUUGGCCCGAUUACAUAUCAAUCGGUCUUUGGAAGCGACAGCACAAUGUCUAGCGUGCGACUUAUUCCGUACUUUGGUGCUCUUAUUAUCGGAGCCUUGACUUGUGGUCAGCUAUUGCAAUGGUUUCCUUAUCCCAAGGUGUACAUGAUCAUCGCAGGCACCUUUGUGACGCUUGGGUUCAGCCUUUUCCAGCUGACAAAUGAAAAAUCAAAUUGGGGCCAUCAAGCGUGUUUCUUCAUAUUAUCAGGCUUUGGGUUUGGAUUUUCUCAACAAAAUGUAAUCUUGACCGCUCAAAGCAUCGCAGGGAAACAGUACUUAGCAAUCGCUACAACAUUAGUCAAUUUCUUCUUACUUCUUGCUUCACCAAUGGGACUUGCAAUUUAUGAAGCUGUGUUUGCCGCUUUCCGCUAUGCACAAUUUGAUGGAUUGCCAUCCGAUGUACUUGAAGUAGCUCAAGAAUACAAUGCACUUGAAAACUACCUAUACAUUCGAAAUGUGCCAGCUGAAUACCAACCACCCCUUGUUCAUGCGUAUAUGGAAGCAGUGCGCAAUGUGUUCAUUUUCCCUGCAGUCGCUGGUGGUAUUAUCCUUAUCAUAGCACUCCUAUCACCCAACGUACGCCUUGGUGGUGGUCAUCCAACAACAGCAGCAAAAGGCAUCAAGAAGGAUGAAGAAGCAUCUCACUUUUGCGAUAAAAAGUAG